CGCAAUCAUAUAGUUUUCGUGAUUAGUGUACUAUGUUUGACAUAAGCAUGUAUCGAUAUUGUGUAAUAUCGAUUAAUGCCUCACGGUCGCCAUUUUAUUUUUGUUACUACUACAAUUGAAGUCAACUAGGCUGUGUUGCUGAGAGAAAAUUCACAUUUUCAUAUUGAUAAACAAUAGAAAUUGUCAAAAUAAAUAUAGCGUUUGAGCUAAACAAAAAACCCGAGCUCUUCUGUCUUUGUGCAUUGGUCCUCAAUAAGUUUUCGUUGCGUUUUUAUGGUUUGCCAUUGAUGCUUGAAAAGGUGGCUGGGUCUCGGCAAGCAGUACCUGGACCUGAUGCGAAUGAGGGAUUCAACCACUCAGAGAGGCUGGCGCAAAAGCUUUUUGAACUGAACAACGAAACAAAUAAACAAAACCAAAACCAAAACUAAAAAUCUGAAAACCUAUAACAAAUAAAUAGAAAAAGAGUCUUGAAUCAAGAUGAGUGUCAUUAUUCGUUUGCAAAAUCUGCCGUGGACGGCAAAUGCUCGAGAUAUACGAAAUUUCUUCACGGGCCUCUCGAUACCGGAGGGCGGUGUUCACAUAAUCGGUGGCGAAAUGGGCGACGCAUUCAUCGCUUUCAGCACCGACGAGGAUGCUCGCUGCGCUAUGCUCAAGGAUCGUGAGAAGCUGAUGGAGAUUCAAGUGCGUUUGCUGCUCUCCUCGCGUGCCGAAAUGCAAAAGGUCAUCGAAACGGCUCGCAAUGUGAGUCCGGCUGCCGUUGCCACGCCUACGCCGACGCCCACGCCCAAGCUAGUGGCGGCGUCAGUAGCAGCAGCAGCAGCAGCAGCAACAACAAUGCCGCCUGUGCCUCAGCCGCCAAUUAUUGGUGGCCUGAACAGUUUUCUGCUUGGCCAGCAGCCGCAGGGACAACAGGUGAAGCAGCAACUUGCUUCGGUGGCUGCAGCAGCAUCGGCCACGCCCUCAUUUUUGGCAUAUCAACAGCAGGCAGGCAUAUCACUGGCCGACGUCGGCGGCCUCAAGGUCGCCGUCGACAAGCCAGCAACAGUCGAUCUGGCACUCUUUAGGCGCAGCCGCAGUCAUUCCAGUAGCUCCGAUGACAGCGAUCGCAGCCACGAUCGUGCGUCUCGCGAUCGUGGGCGCAAGCGUCGCCCCGAGCUACGCAGCGAUAGCAGUGAGCGUGAGCUCAAAAUAUUGCCAAAACCCAAAACGGUGCCCAUUGGCGCCGUAUCCAAUCUAAUGCCCUGGGCAUUGGGCGCCACCGUGCCACCGACAGCAGCAGGUGCAGCGGCAACCAUUGCAACUGUUGCUGCUGCAGCUGUGCCGCCUGGGCUAAAUGCUAUGCCCGGUCUGCAGCAGCAGCUAGGCAUGAUGAACGUGCUGCCGCCUGUGCUGCAGAGCUAUAAUACCACCAGCAAUGUGACCACCAAUAACUACAAUCUCAAUCUAACUGCUGGCACGCAGCAACAACCGCAGCAGCAGCCGUUGCCACAGCAACAUCAACAGCUGCCCAAGCAGCAGCUGCAGCAGUCGCCCCAGGAGCCCAUAGCCUUUGCCAACGUUAAUCCGUAUGCUCAAAUGUAUCCGCAGCUAUUCCAGCAGCAGCAGCAGCUGUUGCUGCAACAGCAGGCAGCAAAGACUGCUGCUGGCAUGGGCAACUCGCCAGGCCCGGCCGGUACUGCUGCUGCCGGCGGUGCUGGCGCUGGUGCGGGUGUUGCUGGCUUGUCUGCGCCCAUAUUGAUCGCCGAGACGUGCUACAUCAAGAUUAGUGGCAUGUGUCCCAGCACCUCGUACAGUGAUCUACGCAAAUACUUUGCCGGCCUCUAUAUACCACACAAUGGCAUCAAGAUUGUUAGCGGCCCGAAUGGCACACGCACUGGCGUGGCCUAUAUUGAGUUCUCGCGCGUGUCCAGCGCUCAGAAGGCGCUGCUACGUAACAAUACGCUAUUCCGUGAUCGUCUGGUGCAGAUCGUGCCCAUUUCUGAUGAGGAAUUCGAGCAGGCCGAUGAGCGCUCCCAGCGUGGCAACAGCAAUAGUCACAGCAGCAACAGCCCGGCUGAACGUGCAACAGUUGCGCCUGCUGCAUUGCCUCCAAUCAGUGUUCUGUACGUUGAGGACUUGCCACAGCUAACCACCGAGCAGGACAUUAUGAAAAUGUUCUCUGCCACCUGCACCAUUGUGGACAUCCUUCUGGCGCCCAGUCCCAACAAUCGCCGUGAAUUUGUGGCCUUUGUACUGUUUGCCAGAGAGAAUGAAGCACGCUCAGCGCUCGAGGAUGCCUCCAGGCAUUAUAUUGGGUUCCGUAAGUUGCGCGUGCGUGCUAGCAGUCAGGCAGAGAUGCAGAAUGCUAGAGAGAAGAUGCGACGUGCCAGCGAGCAGUUGCAAAAGGAGGAACAGCAGCAGCGUGAGGACGCUGAGCGUGAACAGGUGAGCAAACAACAACAACAACAACAACAGCUACUACAACAGCAACAGCAACAACAACAGCAGCAACACCUGCAACAGCAACAACAGCUGCAGCAGCAGCAGCAGCUGCCUUCACAGGAACUUUUAAUGGCCAUGGCCAAAUUUAAUAACGAUCCGCGUCGACGCAAUCACGAACAACAACAAAAUACACACAACAACAACAGCAAUCAUCACAAUAAUUUGCAGCCGUUUGCCAACACUGCUAUGCAUAACGGUAAUAUGCCACCUUUUGCCUUUCAGCAGCAAAAUAACGGUAUGAACAAUCAUAGCAAUGGCAUGCAUAUGAUGAACAACAAUAACAACAACAUGGGACCCUUUGGCAUGCUGAACAACAAUUUCAACAACAAUCAUCCAAUGCAGCAGCCACAACAUCACCAACAGCAGCAGCAGCAGCAACAACAACGUCGGCCGGAGGACGUCUUUGUGCGUGUUCACAACUGUGAAUAUGCCACGAGAAUCAAUGAUUUGGGUGAGCUGUUCGUAUCGGAGAAUCUGCGAAUCGAGCACAUUGAGAUGCUGUUCAAUGAUCGCAAUCAGAGUGCUGGCGAGUUUAUAGUCGAGUUUGCCGACUCGCUUAAUGCCAAAAUAGCUAUCAGGGAGUUUCAUAAUCGUCGCUUUCGUGGACGUGGGUUGCGGCUGACGCCCAUUACGCCGCAAGAGAUUGCGGAUCGCAUGAAUAAACCGUUUAUGGAUUAUUUGCCAGGCGGCAAUGGACCGAGGCAGCUAGAUCCAGUUGCUCCCUUGUCCCCGCCCAUGCAACAACAACAACAGCAGCAGCAACAACAGCAGCAAUCAAGGCGUCGUGGCCCAAGUCGCUUUGAUGAUGUCAGCAAUUGCCAACAGCAACAGUUGCCGCUGGAUGCUGAUGACAGCAACAAUGUGAAGCAACACUUUAAUCCAUUUGCCGUGCGCGUCGGUCCAGAAAUGAGUAGCGACGAAGGACCUGUUAGUCCGGUCAUGCCUGCACCCACCAUCACUGCCAACAACGGCAGCAGCGAUCCGGAAGAGAAUGGCAUACCAGAUAAGUUCAAUCGGGCGGGCUGCGUCGUAGCCAUGCGCAAUGUGCCCUUUAAGGCGGAUCUUAAGGAUAUUUUGCGCUUCUUUAAUGACUACAAACUGAGUCCGGAUGAUAUAAUACGGCGUUUCAAUGACGAGGGUAAGCCUACGGGGGAUGCGCGCGUAGCUUUUGAAUCGCCAGCAGAGGCACGUUCGGCUUUCGAGUCGCGUCGGCGUAAGCAAAUCUUCAAUCGUACCGUUUAUUUAGAUAUUAUUUAAAGCCAAGGUUCAG
Drosophila hydei is the source of this 3751-nucleotide messenger RNA. RefSeq lists its product as uncharacterized. Gene Ontology annotation, biological process: regulation of RNA splicing. NCBI's taxonomy places the organism in Eukaryota, Metazoa, Arthropoda, Insecta, Diptera, Drosophilidae. Gene Ontology annotation, molecular function: RNA binding. The record is from RefSeq and is a predicted model, not a curated record. Gene Ontology annotation, cellular component: nucleoplasm; ribonucleoprotein complex. The transcript is spliced from 3 exons. Bases 478 to 3738 code for a protein of 1086 amino acids.